AUGGGCGAAUACAAAGUCGGCUCGCAAGGCGCCAUCAUGUUGCUGUGCUGUAUUAAUCUACUCAACUACGUUGACCGUGGUAUCAUCCCUGGAGCCCCGGAAGAGUUUGAGCAAUUCAUUACUGAUACUUUAAACGUGAGUGUACUACGUCAGUCCGUCUUCUUUGGACUGUUAACGUCGGCUUUUAUUGCAAGUUACUCGAUCUUCUCCGUCUUGUUUGGCUUUUAUGCACUCACGCAUCGACCAUUUCGUAUUAUUGCCUUGGGCAUGUCAGUCUGGAUCGUGGCUGUCAUCACUUGUGGUGCCGCGCAGAUGAGCGAAAGCUACUAUGUGUUAAUUACUGGGCGUUUAAUCAGUGGCGUCGGCGAAGCUUCGUUUCAGUGUACGGCGACGCCGUUUAUCAAUCGCUUUGCGCCUCCUCAGAAACGCUCAUUGUAUCUGGGAAUCUACUUGGCAUCCAUUACGGUGGGCACUGCAGUUGGCUACAUUUAUGGAUCGAUCUUUGCCCGAUCUGCUUUCGGAUGGGCUGGUGCUUACUAUCUAGAAGGUGUGUUAAUGGUAGCGUUGGUAGUCAGCUGCCUUGUAAUAAUACCGGACGAGCUGAAUCAGAUCCCGAUCAAAAUGGAAAGGAUUGAGCUGGAGAACACUCAGAGCGAGCUGCUGGCGAUGCCUAGCUUUGCAGGGGACAACGAAAAGGCUAGUGUGUCCGUCUACCUGGAAGAAAAAGAACGCCCCAUGCCCGUUACGACACCUUCGUUUUUUGCCGAGUGGUGGGGAAUUUGCAGCUGCUUUCCGUUUUUGCUAAUCAUCCUUGGACACGCAGCUUACACGUUUUCGAUGGCGGCCAUGAGCACCUUCAGUCCGGACAUCUUUAUCGGUCUUGGGCUUUUUGAGGACGAGACGACUGUGUCACUCACUUUUGGUGGACUUGUGGCUAUCACCGGUACCAUUGGCACACCUCUUGGAGGAUUCCUAGUGGAUUACUUUGCAAGGAAAAAACCCUACGAGAUUGGACGUCGCUGCAUGAUCUCUGUAAAAGCCUUGUUCUACCUUAUGCUUGCAUCGGUUGUGUUUGGACUCACGAUGGUAGCUCUUGUCAGCAUUCGGAUAGUCUGUCUCAUUUUCCUUACUCUGACUCUCUUCUGCACGUGUGCGUUAUCCGUUCCCGAAACGAUUGCCGUACUGGAGCUGUUCCCCAAAUCUCGGCAGUCGAUGGCUGUUGCGGCGAACACGCUUUUUAUUCACGCACUGGGAGAUGUACCGUCCCCUAUCAUCCUGGGUCUUAUUAAGGACGACUGGGCUCCUCUCUGUGGUACUGUGGAAAUUGACGGUGAUGCAGUGCUUAAUCCUCGCUGUUCAGAAAACUAUUUGGGUCUUCGUAACGUGCUGCUUUUUGCCGUGGCUUGGAUGUCGUGGGGGGUCUUGCUCUGGGGUGCUUCCGUUGUGGUGAUAAAGCGUAGAUUGGGAGAAGAGAAGCGGCGAGCCGCUCAUAUUGGUAUAAUUGUCGACUCGACAUAA
This is a messenger RNA of Peronospora farinosa, 1518 nucleotides long. The record is from the annotation of a GenBank genome assembly. NCBI's taxonomy places the organism in Eukaryota, Oomycota, Peronosporomycetes, Peronosporales, Peronosporaceae.